UAGUUUUGCCCUUACCGAUAAACGUUUUAGCUGUAAACAACAUUAAAAUGGUUUACUAAAAUGGCUUGUUUUAAAGUAAAUGGAAAGUUACUUGGUUUUCUUGUUGCGUGUUUGACCGUGAAUAUUGUGACAGGAUGGGCCUGGUGGGAGGCUCUUGUCGCUAGUGGGAAACUCGGCUGUCAAAUCGACCAUUUCUGACGAACACUUCUGGAAGUAUAGGGUGGAUUAAUAAAAUGUACGGAUCACCGGUGACGUGCGGCACGAACAUAAUCGCCCCACACGGUCGAUAUAUAUGCAUAAAUCCAAUACGUUUAGCAGCCAAUUUUAGUAUGAACGUAUUUGACACCGGGAUAAAAAACACGUCGGCCGUCUUGAUUGCAAGUUUACAAAACUAUUCUGAAACACUUGGGAUCUGCUCGGAAUCCAACUCAAUGGCGAUAGAGUUCACUGUUGAAGGCUAUCUGUCUGCAUCUUUCUUCACACAGGAAUCAGCAUCGGGCAGUCCGCCAAGCUGUGGUGGGACAUUCGUCGAACGUCGUGGGAGUCUCAGUUCUCCAAACAAUCCGUCGUCCUUCAACGAAAACCAGGCUUGCUUGUACAACAUUUCCGUCACUGGUGUGCUCUCAGUGUGUCUUGAAAUAGAGUACAUACACGAUGUUAGGCUCGUUCUAGAAGUGACCGAAAUUGAGCGAUCUCACUCAAGCAGGGACUCGGCUGGAACUAAAGUGACAAGAAUUAACAUCCGCAAGAAAGGCACAUGGUGUUCCCAAAACAACAAGUUGUUAGUGUACCAAAUGAACAGAUCAUAUUCUAAACGAGCAGGAUUUCGGGCAACUUACAGAUCAUUUCUUCGUGAGGAAGCACCAAAUGAAUGGGAAGAUCAUGUCGAAAGUGGACGCCUCGGCUGUCAGGACGGACAGUUGUUGACAAACACUUCCGGAAGGAUAAGGCCGAUAUAUGCGCCGUUCGGACCCCAAACGACGUGCAUGAAAUAUAUAGUAGUCCCAUAUGGGCGAUACAUAUGCAUACAGCCAUUGGGUUCAUCAGUAAUAUAUAAUAUGAGCGUAUUUGAUGUCGGAAAUAGCCAGUCGUCUGUCUUGAUUGCAAGUUUACAAGAUAUCGAUUCCGAAACGGUAGGCGACCCACUUGGAAUCUGCUCGGAAACCAACACGAUGGCGAUAAAGUUCUCUGUGCAAGGCUAUCUGUCAGUCUUUUAUUUCACCCAGGAAACAGCCACGCGUAGUCAGCCAAGCUGUGGGGGGACAUUCGUUGAGCGUAAUGGAACUUUCACGUCUCUAAACUAUCCGAUGUCCUACAACGAAAACCAGGUGUGCGUGUACAACAUUUCCGUCCCCGGUGCGCGCACACUUUGUCUGGAUAUAGAGCACUUGGACAUUGGUGACAUGGAUACGCUGCUUUUACACGUGACUCAUCCGAGAGGGACUUGGAAGUGGGAGGACUGUACUAUAACGUACGAGAAAAGUGAAUACAUCCUGACCAGUGGCUUUCAAUGUUUCGACACUAACCAGAUGACAGUCUUCCUAUUGUCACAAUCCAAUUCAGAACCACAUCAAGGAUUUCGGGCAACGUACAUAUCGUCCCUUAAAACAUUGUAUUCAUUUUGUAUAUUGUCUUAAGUUGCACAUCAAAUACCACUCCUAAAGUUUAGUUUGUGUUAUGCAAGAUAUCAACUCUUCAUACAUAUGCAACAAUAAGAUAUCUUACAUGUGACCAUCAAUAUCUCUGUUCUAGUCAUUAUAAUGAUUAAAAUCUAAUUGAUACAAGUACAUGGAUAUAUAUGGAAUAUAUAGAGUGUACAUCCAUGGAAAUUUUGUGAUUAAUUGAAGAAAUAAAAGUCGAAU
Messenger RNA from Mya arenaria, 1862 nucleotides. Its product is annotated as cubilin-like. The coding region runs from base 234 to 1637 and encodes 467 amino acids. The transcript is spliced from 11 exons. NCBI's taxonomy places the organism in Eukaryota, Metazoa, Mollusca, Bivalvia, Myida, Myidae. The record is from RefSeq and is a predicted model, not a curated record.